AUGUAUGCCUUCGGUCCUCACAAGACCCUCAGCGAAACUGGAGGCUUUCGCCUAGAGGCCAACGAGGGACCAGAAUACCAGUCUCUGCGCCAAUCCAAACUCGUAUUCCUGGGAGAGCGAAGCGGGAAGACGUCGAUCAUCACCCGCUUUAUGUACGACAGCUUCAACUGCACCGGCCAGGCAACCGUUGGAAUUGACUUCCUGUCUAAGACCAUGUACUUGGAGGACCGAAUAGUUCGACUGCAGCUAUGGGACACAGCUGGCCAGGAGCGCUUUCACAGCCUAAUUCCUAGCUACAUUCGUGAUUCAACUAUUGCAGUGGUUGUCUAUGACAUCACAAACAUCAAUUCUUUUAAGAAAACAGAUAAGUGGGUAGAAGAUGUACGGGCAGAAAGAGGUGACAAUGUUGUCAUAAUGUUGGUGGGUAACAAGAUUGAUCUGAACAACAAAAGACAAGUCUCUGCAGAGGAAGGAGAAGAAAAAUCUAGACACCUCAGCGUGAUGUUUAUUGAGACCAGCGCGAAAACUGGUUACAACGUGAAAAAUCUAUUUCGACGCGUGGCUUCUGCCCUUCCUUCGUCAUGUACUUCACCUCCACUGAAAGAGGAGUAUCCUUUCUACCAGCUUUGCUGGCAUAGGGAGUGUAUAAGCAGAGAAGACAACCUUCCUUUGUUGAGUUGAUGGCCAGGCCAAUUUUUCUGCCUGAGUGGCAUUUAAGAGAAAAUGGAACAAAAUUUAGCCCACAGUAGUUCCUUGGUUUGCCUUCAGGUGAGGGUAAUCAAGAUCAGAUUUUCUCUGCUGUGUCUCCUAUAAGCUUUCCCUGGGAGUUGAAAUUUGGCUUUUCACUUCACUCUAUUACCUUCCUUAACACACACUUCAGUGGUUGAAAUUCAACUGGAGUCCUUUGGGGAGUCAGGCAUCAAAAAUCAUUGUUCCUGUUAAUAGCUUAGGCAGUCUCUUUGCCUAAUUUGAUGCAUUUAUUGCAUUUGGGCUUUACAUACCAGUCCUUUUCCUCCACCCCAAGGAUUAUGGUUUUAAUACUUGACCACUUACUCUCUUCCAAUUCCUGGCUUCAGGAGUAAAACAGAACCCCUGAAAGUGCUAUCAUUUUUUUUUUCUUGACUGCAUCUAACAGCUACUGGGUAGAAGCUUCUUGCAGUAACUGGGAAUUCCAACUAACCUUCUCUGACAGCUAAAAGACAUCUGCACAGAAUGCAGUUCUGCAGCAGCUGAGAUACCUCAAAGGCCAAUACAAUUUAUUCUCCACUGUUUUCUUACCUACGCCUUCAAUAAAUGACUGGUCCUUUAACUCAAGCUAUUAUUGCUUGCGCAUUCUCCACACUAUACCUGUACUUCCACAAUGCAAUUUGCCUGUUGGUGCCAUAACACAGAACUACUCCAAGUAGCUGGAAGUGAGAACUAAUUUAGGACAGGGAGUUUCUGCCUCUUAGGCCUAUGGCACCUGGCUGGGAUUUUUUAAAUUUUGCCAUGUUUAUCAUACUUCUUAGAUGAGUUGUUUUAAAACCUGUUAACCACAGGAAGAGUCUUGAACCUCAACCUUCAAUAGUGUCUUUAUGGAAGUAUUUAAGCCUCUAUUUUCUUUCUCAGUUGACCAUUGGGUGGCAGCAGAGCAAACAGAAGCAUAGAAUAGGAGGGGAUUUCCCAGGACGUAUAGAGACAACUAAAUUAAUUCUACUUCCAGCUUUGCUCUCAAGGUAUGUUGCCACCUAACAAUAGCAAUGAGCCUCUAGAAGA
Carlito syrichta (Philippine tarsier) is the source of this 1755-nucleotide messenger RNA. It is a transcript of the gene RAB41, whose product is annotated as RAB41, member RAS oncogene family. Bases 1 to 681 code for a protein of 226 amino acids. Gene Ontology annotation, molecular function: GTPase activity; GTP binding. The transcript has 7 exons. Lineage: Eukaryota; Metazoa; Chordata; Mammalia; Primates; Tarsiidae. The record is from RefSeq and is a predicted model, not a curated record.